GGAACCGAACUCGAAGAUCCCAGGAAGAGGACGAGAAGAGGGCGGAGCUCAAGGGCAAACGCAAAAGACGUCGAUCUCGUGACGUCAUCACGCAUAUACUUACCCGUGCGUGAACUGGCGGCUCGUGCGUGACCCUGGCGGCCCGUGCCGCUUCCCCGCCUCCGCCCUCCGGCACUUUCCUGUCCGGGGUUAGGGUCCUCGGCCGGGCGAGCCCCGCGGGCACUGUGCGAUGCCCCCGGUGAGCUCCCGGGCCCCGGUGCGAGCCAGGGCAGGAAGGCCCGGUGGCCACCUACUCCCUGAAGAGGCAUGACCGAGCCGAAGGCCGCUUGCGCCGCUGCCUCCCCCGGGCCCCGCUGCGGCCGCCUCCCGGAGCCAGGCCCUGCCCUGGGGCCCCGUCUCCUGAGGGCUCCGAGUGUGGAUCUUGCGCGGCGGGGAAUCGGGCUGCGAUCUGGCGACUUGGGGGCCUGGCCCUCUUCGGUUCCCAUCCCUCAGGUUUUAAUCUAAUUUGAAAAUGAGUAAGUGGAAGAAGACUUCAGGUGAUCAGGCAGGAGGCCUUGAAAAAUUCAGUCCUGAUGUUCUUGCUGAUGUCUCUGAACUCUUUGCCAAAAAGUUUUCCUACGGUAAACCACCCAAUAAUGAGUGGCAGUUACCAGAUUCCAAUGAUGUUUUCACCUGUGAUCACAUGGAAUUCAAUUCACUUCUUGUUUUGAAGAAUUCUAUGAAUGAAGUAAAGAACUUACUGAGUGAUAAAAACCUAGAUGAUUGGCAUCAGCACACUUCUUUCACCAACAAAGCUGGGAAAAUCAUUCCUCACGUGAAAAAGAUCGUAAAUGCGGAACUUUGUACUCAGGCUUGGUGUAAGUUCCAUGAGGUAUUAUGUAGCUUCCCACUUAUUCCACAAGAAGCUUUUCAGAAUGGAGAGCUAAACUCGGUACACCUUUGUGAAGCUCCUGGUGCAUUUAUAGCCAGUCUCAACCACUAUUUAAGAUCUCAUAAUAUACCCUGUGAUUGGAACUGGGUAGCUAACACCCUGAAUCCUUACCAUGAAGCAAAUGACAACCUUAUGAUGAUUAUGGAUGAUCGACUUAUUGCAAAUACCUUGCCAUGGUGGUACUUUGGUCCAGAUAACACUGGUGAUAUCAUGACCCUGAAACAUUUGACCGGGCUUCAGCAUUUCAUAAGCAACAUGUCUCCUGUUCACUUGGUCACUGCAGAUGGGAGUUUUGAUUGUCAAGGAAAUCCAGGUGAACAAGAAGCUUUGGUCUCACCUUUGCAUUACUGUGAAGUAGUCACUGCGCUGAUGACUCUUAGUAGUGGUGGCUCUUUUGUUUUGAAGAUGUUUACCUUAUUUGAACAUUGUUCUAUCAACUUGAUGUACUUGUUAAAUUGUUCCUUUGAGGAGAUUCAUGUUUUCAAACCUGCUACUAGCAAAGCUGGGAACUCAGAAGUCUAUGUGGUUUGUCUUUGUUAUCUGGGGAGAGAGGCCAUCCAUCCUGUGUUGACUAAAAUGAUGCAUCAUUUUGGAACUGAAAUUAUCAAUAAAGCUCUUUUCCCCCAACAUACAAUUCCAGAAUCUUUUCUCAAAAGACAUGAAGAAUGCUGUGUCUUCUUUCACAAGUAUCAGUUGGAGACUAUUUCUGAAAACAUUCGUCUGUUUGAAUGCAUCAGUGAAGUGGAACAAGCCACGCUAAAUAAUUUAAGGGACUGUGCUGUGGAGCACUACAUGCAAAAGUUCCAAAUGAAGCGCCUUUCCAAAAGUAAUUGGCUAGUAAAGAAAUCCAACAUUGGGUGUAGUAUGAAUUCUAAAUGGUUUGGACAAAGAAACAGAUACUUUAAAACCUAUAAUGAAAGAAAGAUGCUAGAAGCGCUUUCAUGGGAAGAGAAGAUGGCCAAUGGCUACUUCAAUCAUUGGACUGAAGAGCAUGCUAUAAAUAAUACUGGGAAAAAUACCGUUUUAGAAAGUGUUUGCUCUAACCUUGAAUAUCACUUGUGGUAUGUCUUAGAGGGAAUGAAAUUACCAAAGGUAAAGUGUUCUCCUUUUUGUGAUGGGGAGAUUUUAAAGACUCUAAAUGAAGCCAUCGAAAAGUCAUGGGGUGGUGCCCUGAACUUGGGUUCCACAAUUAGACAAAAGCCGCAGCAUUGCUAUUCUUGCCAUGUACUUUCUGAAGAGUUGAUUUUCUCUGAGUUGUUGAGUCUUACCAAGUGCUCUCAGGAGGAGUCAGCCGAAGGACUGAGCAACAAAAUCAAGUGUCUGCUGGUGGGUUUGCCUCCUCCCGAUAACAACACCUGUCAGGCUGUAGAAGUGAGCCUUUUGGAGUCUGCCGACCUCAUGAAUUUCCGCUGUUCGUUGCUUCAUGAUGGAGAACCCGGCUAUCAGCAGGUAUUUCUGGACUGCUUUCUGCGCUGCCUGUCUCGACUUCAACCAGGGGACGCUUUGAUCUUGCCUGUGCUGUCCUGUUUUACCCGGUUCAUGGCUGGCAUGGUCUUUGUCCUGCAUAGCUGCUUCAGGUUCGUCACGUUUUCUUGUCCGACUUCCUCCGAGCCCCUGAGCACUUGUGCAGUCCUUCUGUGUGUUGGCUAUCGGGACCUCCCAACGCCUGUGCUCCAGUACUUGCAGAAUCUGAAGGAACUGAUGAGCACGUUGCUUGGCUCUGAUGCUUCCCAUCAGGUUUUGCAGUUUUUGCCAAUGGAAGUUGUCCUUAAUGGAAUGCUGCUAGAGUUUUUAUGGGAUUUAAACACUGCCAUUGCAAAAAGGCAGUUGCAUUUGAUCAUUCAAGGAGAACAACAGCAGAAGUCCACACUGUAAAAGUGCAGACAGUGCUUUUUACCUUGGCUGUGUCUUUAGAUUUCAAAAUUGCAUUUUGAUUUAUUUUAAAGCCUCAGGGAUUUCAGUUUGGGGAAAGCUAGGUCUCCUUCAAGGUCUCUUCGGUUUCACACAGCUUCUCAUUUUCUGUAACUUUAAGGUAUACACCCAUAAGCUGAGGGUUCUUCCAGCUUUUGGAAAGUUAAUUCAUAUGAUGUUCAGCUGCUAGACUUGGAAUGUGUGUGGGUGUGGGUGUAUGUGUGGGUGUGGGGGAAGGGUAAUUAUAGGGGCUAUGCCUGUGUGAAUUCAUCUAGAUGAGCUGAUUUCUUACUCAUAAUAGGCAAGACAUAGUAACUUUAUAACACUCAAUCUCAUAUUUUAAAGUAUAAAAGGUCAUAUUGUUGGUGAGAGGAGAUGAAUCCAUCUGAACAACUCUUUAUUUCACCAUUUCAGCCUUGAUUUUCAGGGUGCCCAUAACCUUUAGGCAAUAGUCAUCUUGCUCCAUUCUUCACAUAUCUGUAGUUGUGUAAAACCAUUUCUGAGAUAGGUAUUUGUGUGUAUUCUGGGCCAAACUACUGAACCAAAAUGGUAUUAGGAAUAUUUGAACCAGCAAUCAUGUUUGAAAUUCAAAGGAAAAGAUAUUCAGCAUGCAUUAUAGACAUCUCAGUAUUAAAGACUUCACUUGGCAGUAAUGUAAUGUGUGUGAGAAAUGACUUCACAAUCAAUUAAUUCAAUAUUUUUUAGUGCAUAUUUAUAUAUCUGUAUGCUUAGAUAUAGAAAUCUUCAUAUUGGGAACUUGGAAUAUAUCAUAAGGGGGAAAAGAAUGAAGUAUUGUGGGAAGAAAUGAUGGUUCAGUAGUAGUAAUAUUCACUGUUUUGACUAUUUCAGUAGAAAACAACCUCAUAAAAAGAUCAUUUAUGGAAGAGUUAGUCAACUAAACAAACUAGCACUGGGGAAGGGGGUGUGUGGUAAGAGAAGUCUUUACUUUUUUUUUUUUUUUUUUUUUUUGCUUUCUCACUUAAAUAUUAGGGAUAAUAGGAUUUCUGAUUGGAAAUAUUGGACAAGUCAACACUAGUUAAUAAUUAUGUGAUCCCUGUGGAUCAGCAAAUUGGAGAAUAUCAUUUUGACAUGUUCAUUUAAGACAUUAUUUGGCCAUAUUAAAAAUAGAUGCACGCUCGCUCUCUGAUGGCUGAAGUAAUUUGAUAAAUAUUAUUCUGCAAAUUUUUCAUGUUCUUGGCUUGCUAUUUUGAGCUCCAUUACAGGUUUAUGAAUAAGUCACUUGCAGAGAGAAAUUUUAUUUUCAUUUAUUUAAGAAUAGAAGAGAAAGUUUGAAAAAUGUGACUCAUGCAGACAUUUUCCCUUUAAGCAAAGCUUUGGGGUAGUUUAACAGUGUUCUUUCAUUUACUGUGUCCUAAUUUGUAUUCAUUAAAAUUUAGGUUCUAAGAUUAUAAUUUACAUGGAAGGACAUGUUCAGGGAAAGAGUUCUUAAGGGGAACAAAAAUAAAUGGAUCUAAUGUUGGUGUUCAGGAUGUUACAUCACCGCUUGUCUGGUAGCAGGAGUUAGGUUUGUAGAGGAAAUUAAUAUCUUGAUUAAUUACUGGUCAUUUUGUGGAAGGAUUUUUUCUAAAUGUAAAAUAGAGGAGCCUAAUAGAUAAUUCAUUAACAAGAGAAUUAGAAACUGUUGGAAAAUUAUUUUGUCUGGCAGCUCUGAGUGUGCAUAUGUGUUUGCUAGUUUGUUUUUUUUUGUUGUUGUUGUUGCCACUUUAACAAAUUCUGCUGUAUUAUUGAUCAGUGUAUGCUUUAACAAAAACUUUUGAUUAGCAUGAUUAGCAUGAGAUAGCAUGUCAUAUUGGAUAAAAAGAUGGCCUUGGGACCAGGAAGACCUGGGGCUGGCAUCUAUAUGACCCUAACUGGAUCUCUUAAUUGGUCAAUACUCUGGGCAGCUCUCUAGGAAAAUGGGGGUCAAGCCAAAUCUGGUUCAUCAAUGAGAAUGGUUUUUAUGUUCUUAAAUACAGUAAAACUAUAUUUAAAAAUGUAAAAAAACCAUUCUUAGCCCCUGGCUGUACAAAGACAAGUGGGCUGGCCAACCUGGGCAGUAAAUUGCUCAUCUCCACAGUAAGAAUAUAGGUUGCAGAUAAGGUGCUAAUCUGCAUUGGUGGAGGAUGUUUCUUUAUUUGGGUGUUACCUCUGUCCCUGAAAGCUCAGGCCUAGCCCCUGUCCUGUCUCCUGAACAGUAUGUGGUUAAAUUCUAAUUCUAAUUCUAAAACUGAAUUCCAAUAUUCUUGAUACUUAAGGAGCUUCAAGGAAGAUUUUAAAAGCCUAGCUUUUUAAUAACCAGGAGUGGAUCUUUUUUUUCCUUCUUAAGGCACUUUUCAUCUAAUUUACAGCAUUUAAAUUCAAUCUGUAGGUGAGCCCCUAAAGUUAAAUGAUUUAGAUGCAGAUCCAACUUCCAACAAUAAUUGGAAGUGAUUUCAGUUGAAGGAAAAAGGGUAUCCUUUUGUAUGAGAAGAGCAAGAAAGUUAAGAAAUCAGGUAUGUGGUCUGUUGUGGAUCAAAGAGUUGUGACAAGUUAGAUAAUGUCUAUGAAGUGCUUUGCAAAUCUUAAAGGGCUGUGUAAAUAUUAACGAUUACAUUUUAUGUGGAUUGAGUUUUUUAAUUAAUUAUCUUCAGUAUGUUUUUUGAAGAGCAGGUAGCAGAACUCCACAUUUUUACUUUAGUUCCUCAGUAAAUUCAAGUUGAAAAGGAGCUGUUUUGUAAAUUUUGUUUCUCCAUUACAUAUUUAUAUUAGAGUGUGCUACUCCUAAGGGGGGAAAAUAAUUGUGGAACUUGUUAGAUUUUUUUAUGAGUUGUAAUAAUACUUAGAUGAUUUAAGUGGUAUUAAAUGUUUUUCCUCAAGUAAAAAUCAGGACAUUAUAAUUUGUUGUGUGUGAUAAUUGUUCUUAUAUUUGGAGUAUGUAUGUUAUUUUAUUCUAGUUUUAAAAAUUCUAGUUGAAGUAUGUAUAUGUUCUAGUUUUUUUAUUGUAAAUCUUGAUAUAUAAAGAAAACUACUGAAUGAGAAGAGCAAAGAAACUGUAUUUAUUGCUGUUAUUCAUUUUUGAUAAGCAUACAGAAUUAAAAAUUGUUUAAAUCAUCUUAUCUCUUUUAAUAUAAUUAAUUGAAGAAUAUUUGUAUUGGUUCUGAUACAUUAAGCAUAUGGGAAAUGAAUUUUUGACUCAUACUUUAAGAAAUGAAAAUAAUUUAUAAUUAUAAUCUGAAUCAGAUCUGUUUUUUCUGGGUAUUCCCCUUUUCAGUUUUCAUUAGAAUAUGCACGUUUAAGUGCUCUGUUGGUUGAUAUAAAAAGGGCAACACUGAAUUUAUUUACAUUUUUUCCUUGUAAUUUUUCAUGUGUACUGUAUUGAAAUGGUAUUUUUAAUGAAAAAUUAUUAUCUUUAUAAAUAAACAAUCUUAUUUAAUUUGUUGAA
Antechinus flavipes (yellow-footed antechinus) is the source of this 6263-nucleotide messenger RNA. It is a transcript of the gene CMTR2, whose product is annotated as cap methyltransferase 2. The coding region runs from base 512 to 2806 and encodes 764 amino acids. Gene Ontology annotation, biological process: 7-methylguanosine mRNA capping. Lineage: Eukaryota; Metazoa; Chordata; Mammalia; Dasyuromorphia; Dasyuridae. Gene Ontology annotation, cellular component: cytoplasm; nucleus. The transcript has 2 exons. The record is from RefSeq and is a predicted model, not a curated record. Gene Ontology annotation, molecular function: methyltransferase cap1 activity.